GAGGAUGGAGCCAGCUGACUGCAGACGACGCACAAGUCUGGCAACGAUGCGGUCCCUUCAGAGCAUUUACAGUCUUUUCUUGGCCCCAGUACGGUUAAGACCAUCCCUGGAGAUAGUCAGGCUCACUGGGAUGUACACCAUACCUAAAAGGGAAUACUCUCAGGAGUUUCUUCAUAAGUGUUACCAAGAUCACAGGGCGUUAUGGGAGAGUAAAAAGAUGCCAGAUGACGUCAACCCUAAAGCAGUAUUUGGCAGCAAUGAACUUGACCUCCGAGAUAUUAAAGUUUACGGCUUCGACUAUGACUACACCUUAGCCAAUUAUGAAGUAGCUGUCGAGACCCUGAUAUAUGACCUGGGGAAGAAUGUGUUGGUCUCCAAGUAUAGGUAUCCCGAGGAAAUCAAGUCACUGCAGUACAACCGGGACUUUGCGGUGCGGGGACUUCACUACGACAUCGAGAAAGGUUUACUGAUGAAGAUGGAUCAGUUUCAGAAGAUUCAGGUCGGGUCCAUAUACCGGGGCUUAACUUGCCUCAGCCGGGAAGACAUCCACGACAUCUACGGCACUCGGUCCUUGCCGCUGCACUAUGUCGAGGGACACUUGAGAGGCUCAUUUGGUGAGGAUUAUGCAGACACAUCAGUAGAACAUCUGGACAAGGACAAGAAGACCUCUUUAUAUAUGAUGGCAAGGGACGAGAUGAACCCACUCACUACACUUCAUUUCCACACCAAGAUGGCUCACCUGGCAGACCUCUUCUCUCUGCCUGAGAUGUGUCUCCUGAGUCAGGUGGCUCAAUACUUCCAUGAUCACAACCUUCCCUAUCACUCCGUCCCACUCUUCAAUGAUGUCAAGGCGGCCAUUGCCAGUAUCCACCCGGAGAUGCACCGAAUCGUUGGCCGGAACAUCAGCGAGUACCUGAUCAAGGACCCGAGCCUUGUAACAUUUUUCAACAGGUUAAAGGAACAUAAGAAAGAAAUCUUCAUCAUUACCAACAGUCCAUUUUAUUUUGUAAAUGCUGGAAUGUCGUACUUGUUGGGGGAUGAUUGGCGUGACUACUUCGAUGUAGUGGUUGCCAGCGCCAAGAAGCCUGCCUUCUUCACAGACAGCAUGAGGCCUUUCCGUGAACUCAACGAAGAAAUCCACAUACAAACUUGGGGUCCAGUGACUAGUCUGGAUAAAGGCAAAAUUUACUUGGAGGGUAACUUGAGGCAGCUGCAACAAAUGAAAGGCUGGCAGGGUCCCGAGGUGUUAUAUUUUGGCGACCACCCGUACAGUGAUCUGGCUGACGUCUCCCUCAACCACAGCUGGCGAACAGGGGCAAUCAUCUGGGAGUUAGAUUAUGAGAUCCAAUGCCUUAACUCUGAAGUGUACAAGAAGACGAGUGGGUGGCUGAUGAUCCUACAGUCACUGAUAGAGAGCAGCCAGGACUUUGAGGAGGAGGAGGCGCGGGAAAUAGUGAGGCAGUGGGAGAAAGAGCGGGAUGAACUGAG
Molecule: messenger RNA, 1488 nt
Organism: Homarus americanus (American lobster)
Lineage: Eukaryota; Metazoa; Arthropoda; Malacostraca; Decapoda; Nephropidae
Gene: Nt5c
Product: 5'-nucleotidase domain-containing protein 3-like
Molecular function (GO): 5'-nucleotidase activity
Source: RefSeq, a predicted model, not a curated record